AUGGACGAAAUCGAAGUACCUCAGUAUUUUCUAUGCCCAAUCUCGCUCCAGAUUAUGAAGGACCCGGUGACUACCGUCACCGGCAUCACCUACGACCGGGACUGCAUCGAGAAGUGGGCUAAAACACUGGAUUGCGCGGGAAAGACCCUGGCGCUCGCGAUUUUGAAAACGUUCACCGAGGUCAUGGCCGGGUCGGUCCACUUAGAGAGGCUGGAGCCCUCGUUCUUCGCCGGGAUUGUGAAGGUCCUGAGGGGGGGAUUCUCCCCGGCGGCGGCGAGGUCGGCUUUGAAGAUCCUGGUGGUGGCGGCGUCGGCGGGGAGGAACCGGGCGAAGAUCGUGGAGGCCGGGGCCGUGGUGGAGCUGGUGGAGAUGGAGCUGGCGGGGCCGGCGGAUAAGAGGACGACGGAGCUGGUGUUCUGCCUGCUGGCGCAGCUGUGCUCGUGCGCGGACGGGCGGCAGCAGCUUCUGGGGCACGCCGGCAGCGUCGCCCUGGCGGCGAAGCGGCUGCUGCGGGUGUCGCCGGCGGCGGACGACCGGAUCCUGUGCGUGGUGGACGCCGUGGCGAGGUUCGCGGCGGCGCCGGAGGUGGUGGCGGAAAUGCUGAGGGUUGGCGGGGUGACGAAGCUAUGUAUGGUUCUGCAGGCGGACUGCGCGGCGCAUCUGAAGAAGAAGGCGACGGAGAUUCUGAGGUUACAUUCCAGCGUGUGGCGUAAUUCGCCGUGCAUACAAGUUUAUCUCCUCACGUGGCACGCCAGAUAG
This is a messenger RNA of Striga hermonthica, 759 nucleotides long. Lineage: Eukaryota; Viridiplantae; Streptophyta; Magnoliopsida; Lamiales; Orobanchaceae. The record is from the annotation of a GenBank genome assembly.